Messenger RNA from Pseudomassariella vexata, 2159 nucleotides. Its product is annotated as FAD dependent oxidoreductase-domain-containing protein. Gene Ontology annotation, molecular function: oxidoreductase activity. Gene Ontology annotation, cellular component: cytoplasm. Bases 268 to 1812 code for a protein of 514 amino acids. The transcript is spliced from 6 exons. The record is from RefSeq and is a predicted model, not a curated record. NCBI's taxonomy places the organism in Eukaryota, Fungi, Ascomycota, Sordariomycetes, Amphisphaeriales, Pseudomassariaceae.
CUGAUGACCAAAUCGCUAAGAGAUCACUUUAAUCGAUGCCUUUUUACUGCGCACGAUAAGUCCGACAGUACUUAACUACGCUUGCGGAACCACCGGGCGGUGUAUCCCCGGCGGUAAGCUGUUCGCUCGCUUUCGGAUCAUCGGAGCCGACCCACAGCCCAUGCCGAAGCCGACUCCGAUGCUAGCUAAAUAGUGAGCCAAGUGGCCAAGACAUUCCAAGGCAUCGAUCUGUCGACCAUUGGCGAUUGCUCACUUCAGUUCGACGCAAUGGUUCUGCCCAUCGAUAAUCCGACCAAAUCAUAUUGGAUCGAGGCUGCCGGGUCUCGUCUCCGAAACUUUCGGUCCACGGAUGAGUUGCCGAAAGAGGUAGACGUGGUGAUUGUAGGAAGUGGCUACACGGGUGCAACGACGGCAUACUGGCUUCACAAAUACACGGAAAAGAAUGGCCAACAACCCAAAGUGCUCAUGCUGGAGGCGCGGGACAUUUGUGGAGGUGCCACAGGUCGGAAUGGUGGACAACUAAGGCCACAUGCCUAUUCUCGCUACCCCCUCUGGUCCGGUCGAUUCGGACCCGAUGGAGCCCUCGCACUGAUCAAGCAUGAAAUGGCUCACUUGCCCGCCUUCAAGGAACUGCUAGAUGUGGAAGUCAUCGCCGAGGAGGUGUGCUUCAAGCUGGGCGAGACGUUCGACGCGGCUAUGUCGGACGAAGCCUGGAUCCGGCUUAAGGGCGCUUACGAGGCUUUCAAGAAGGAUCAUGGUCAGGAUGGUGAGGUGAUUAGAGAUUGCAGACUUAUUGACGAUCCCGAGGCGGCGGAGGAGUUCACGCAGAUGAAGGGGUGUAUAGGGGCGGUGGUGCAUCCUUCGGGUCAAAUAUGGCCGUACAAGUUUGUACACGCUAUGCUCCGCAUUGUCAUGGAAUCCGGGAACCUCAACCUCCAGGCCAACACACCAGCUACGAGUGUUUCCAAAAGAGAUGCUACUGGAUGGAUCACAGUCCAAACACCAAGAGGCGAAGUUCGCACGAAGACAGUUAUGCACGCAACAAACCGAUGGGCCUCACAUCUCCUACCUAGUUUCAGCAACCUUAUCUUUGCUGGGCGAGCAACACUAGCAGCCAUUAGAGCGCCGGAGGGCUUUAUCAAGAACACGGGUGCGCAGCACUGGGACAGCUUGGUCAACAAUUACAAUCUUCAACUUCCUCCACCUUACAACACUAUCAUGGUCGGCGGCGCUAAACAAGUCCUCGUCCAUAAUCCGCGUGGCUACCUCAACAAUGACGAGGAAGACAAACAGUUUAAUGGAGUCCCCAAGUUCUACAUGUCGUGGCCUGCGUCUGAUAUCGUGGGAUGGCAAGGCGGAGAUCCCGCUGAGCUAGGGAAACCUGUUGAUGAAGGGGGUGUCUGGACUGGAAUCAUGUCGUCGAGUGUAGACGCGUUUCCCUUCGUAGGAGCUGUGCCUGACCAUGACUGUCACUUUAUUGCCGCGGGAUACACGGGCCAUGGUAAGCGUUUCGUCAAGUCCAAAGACGGUUUGAAAAAAGACACUGAUAAUGUCGAAGGCAUGCCUCGAGUUCUUCUUUCUAGCGCCCACAUUGCACCCCUUAUUCUGGACUCCUUGGGUCUCGAAUACACCGCGCCUGCUCUUGUUGCAUCGUACCCUCCGCUUCCUGAGCCGUUCCACGUCACCAAGGAGCGAGUGGAAAGUCUACAAAAGUUGGAUGCCGCAGCGUUGCUCGAGGCGUCUGUCAAGCUUAGUCUGGAGAGUGCCGAGAAGCCAUUCUGCAACGAUGCGCGCGUAAGAGGUGUUAUGUGACAAGUGUGUUUUUCGGGGGUAUCCGUCGACUUUAUUUGAUAAUCGUAGGUGAGCAUGUUCCCUUGGUCUGACGGUUAUAUACACACUGAGAAUUUUGACAUAAUCUCUAUUGGUAUCCGGGACCAGUAUUGUCCGGUAAAGCGCGCCCGAAGAGGCAUAGUUUAUAUAAAAUUUGCCAUUCCGCACGGGCUAUGGCUAAAUAAUAUGCUGUAGUCAUAGAGUUGGAUAAAUGGGUAGCAUCAACGAGACCCUGAUUCUUGGUGACCCACAGUUCUACCAGGGUCGAUCGGAGCCGGGCCGUAUAUGUACAUCAAUCCGUUUAUCUUAGAUACAACAUAACUAUCCUU